GCAGCUUUUGAAAUAAUUUGUUUUUAACAAAAUGCAAGCGUUUUUUAAACCUGGAAAAGCAAAUAUUGGCAACAGCGCCACGGACAAACAGACAAUCAAUGCGACCGCUGAACGCCGCAAACCGCCAGCACCCUGGGUGGAAAAAUACCGCCCGCGAAGCGUUGAUGAUGUUGUGGAACAAUCGGAGGUGGUGGCCGUGCUACGUAAGUGCGUUGAGGGUGCCGAUUUGCCGAAUAUGCUGCUCUAUGGCCCACCCGGCACAGGCAAAACCAGCACCAUUCUGGCGGCGGCACGUCAAAUCUUCGGCGAUAUGUACCGCGAGCGCAUCCUGGAGCUGAAUGCCUCCGACGAGCGCGGCAUCAAUGUGGUGCGCACCAAGAUCAAGAAUUUUGCCCAGCUAACGGCGAGCAGUGUGCGUCCCGAUGGUCGGCCGUGUCCGCCAUUUAAGAUUAUUGUGCUGGAUGAAGCAGACUCGAUGACGCAUGCCGCACAAGCGGCUUUGCGACGCACCAUGGAGAAGGAGAGCCGCAGUACACGUUUCUGUCUCAUCUGCAACUAUGUGUCGCGCAUUAUUGUGCCCAUCACGUCGCGUUGCUCCAAGUUUCGCUUCAAGGCGCUGGGCGAGACCCAGAUCAUUACACGACUGCAGCACAUUUGCGAUUUGGAGAGCGUGUCCAUCGAGCCCGAUGCCUACCAGUCGAUUGUUAAGAUCUCUGGCGGCGAUAUGAGACGUGCCAUAACCACAUUGCAAUCAUGCUAUCGCCUUAAGGGCGCCGAACACACCAUUAACUCAGACGAUCUACUUGAGAUGUCGGGCAUUAUACCGGAGCACUAUCUUGAUGACUAUCUUGAGGUGUGUCGCUCGGGCAACUAUGAGCGCCUGGAGCAUUUUGUACGCGAGAUUGGUUACUCGGCUUACAGCGUUGGCCAAAUGAUGGAACAAUUCGUGGAGUAUGUUGUGCGUUGCGGUUCCCUGACAGACAAGCAGAAGGCCAUCAUUUGCGACAAGCUGGGCGAGUGUUGUUAUCGACUGCAGGACGGCGGCUCUGAAUAUUUGCAAAUCAUGGAUCUGGGUUGCACGAUUAUUCUGGCGCUCAAGUGAAAUUCAUCCUACUCAUUUAAACAUUCUCAGAGGCAAAAUAGUGCCAAUUGUAUUAACAAUCCUUUUUUAAUACCGGAGAAAUCCAAUCAGAAUUUGUUGAUUUACUUUUUACACAUCAAAAUUGUUGUACAAUAAAAACCUCAAUUACUACUCACUAAAUAA
Molecule: messenger RNA, 1264 nt
Organism: Drosophila grimshawi
Lineage: Eukaryota; Metazoa; Arthropoda; Insecta; Diptera; Drosophilidae
Product: replication factor C subunit 4
Exons: 3
Coding region: 32-1102 (356 amino acids)
Biological process (GO): DNA-templated DNA replication; DNA repair
Cellular component (GO): nucleus; DNA replication factor C complex
Molecular function (GO): ATP hydrolysis activity; DNA clamp loader activity; ATP binding
Source: RefSeq, a predicted model, not a curated record